AAUAGGCUGGUUUCUCUGUCCAGCAGCAUCGGCGUGCCUUUUGAUUUAGACACACAAUCCACAUCAUGAGCUAUCAAGCAAUGCCAAGAUACUUAUGGCUACUUUUCUUUGUCUUUCCCAGCACCACAACAGAAAACCUGGAAACUCCAUCUUUUCAGCCUGGAACCCUGUAUCAGUACCGCUAUUCACUGGAUGCUCAGUUCAGUUAUCUCUCCAGAUCGUCAUGGCAAAGAAGUAAGGUCCAAUAUGAAGCCUUAGUUCACAUCCAGGCCUUAUGGAGAAAUGUCAGUGAUGCAAGGGAGCACCUUCUUCAAGUCAAGAUACAUAGCCUACAAGUCCAUCACAAGCCAGAACAUAGGAAGAAUCAGCCGAAGAAUAGCGGUUCCUCCACAGAGUUUUCUCCAAACAUCACUGAACUGCAACAGCCCUUUUUCCUUCACUGGUAUAAUGGAAAGGUUGAAGACUUUUAUGAAGACAAAGAAUCAAGCCCUCUAACUUUGGAGCUGAAGCGAGGCCUUGCCAGCCUUCUCCAGUUUCAGACACAUCCUGGAAAAAAGACUGAGGAGGACAUUUCUGGGAGUUGUCAGGUAACCUAUACUGUCUCCAAGGAUUCCAUUCUGAAGACAAAAGACCUUCAUAGCUGCAGAAGACCAAAAUUUGGAUUCAGCUCUGUGAACAAAAUUUUUGGACUCCUGUGGCAACCCACAAGCAAAAGUCUUUACUCCAUGGAAGGAAAUCUUCUCAAAUCUGCAAUGACUGAUGAAAAUCAUGUGAUCUCACUAAGCCUGAAAUCUUCCAUUGGAGUGAACAUCACCUCCAGGCAAUAUCUUGAGCUUGUGACUCAAGAGCCUGGAUCAAAAGAAUUACCUGAGAAGAGUCUUCAGGAAGCACUGACUGACAUAUUGGAAAAACCUCAGCCCACUGAUAUAGCGAGUGAGCCUUCCAAGAGGAUCUGCACACAAUGCCCAAGACUGAGGAACUACUUGAAAUCACUUGGUAAAAAGAAAAUACAUGUCUCUAAGGCAUCAACCAUUUGGAAAUUUCACAGAGUUAUCCAAAUGUUACGUGAUGCAAACAAGAGAGACAUUGUUGUACUGCUGAAGAGAGCACCAGAGAAUAUGGUUCCCUUCUAUAUAGAGGCUGCAGUGGCUGCACAGUCACCAGCUUCCUUGAUGGCACUGUCUGAAUUUCUGGAUUUUGGGAGUAAGAAGCAAACAGCCUUGCUGGAGAAGUUCCUCUAUGCAGCAGCUUUAUCCCCUCGGCCUUCCAGGGAGCUGUUCAGUUUGGUGCUAGAUAAGAUGAAUGGGAAGAAGCUAACCCCAGGCAUCUGGGAAACAGGAAACCUUGUCAUUGGCACCUUGGCUGGCAAGCUGUGUCGGAUGAAACUUUGUGGACUGCAGGAAGUAGAUAUUGGAAUGGAGACUAUCCUGCAAAGUCUCGAACGCACCAGAGACAAUGCUGAGAGGGUGUCUUAUUUGUUGGCCCUAAAAAAUGCUCUGCUACCAGAAACCAUCCCCACCCUCUUGGAUUAUGCAGAGGAAGGCUCAGCAGCAGUCUCAGCUGCAGCUCUCUCUGCUCUACAGAGGUUUCCUACACAGCAUAUUACCAGCCAGGUCAAAAUGUCAAUGAAUCAAAUUUUCCACCAAAUCUGGAAACUCUAUCCAAAAGUUUCAAGAUUGAUUGCUGCGGAAAUCCUAUUAGACAAUGAGCCCUCACCAAUGGACUUUAUCAAUAUCCUGUUGGCUACCAGAGAACUAAAACCAGAAAUGUCAAGAAUACUGCUGUCGAAAAUCCAAACCAUUCUACACUCCCACCAACAUCCUACAAGGCAGACGAUCAAAAGUGUUUUGAAAGAUCCACGGAUAAAUAAUUACUACAUCCUCUCAUCCCAGAUUGGCACCUCUGACUCCUUUUCAGGACCAUGGGCAGUCACCAGAGACAUAUUCUCUACCUACAGUCAGGAGGCCCUGUUCACAGAGAAUGGUUUCCUGAAGAAAGCCAUCAACAGUUUCGAUAUGUUAAGCCACAGCCAUCGACUUCAAAUUGUUCAGAUGGCUACUGAAGCAGCAGGGUUUGAGAACAUGUUGGGUGGUGGUGCUGAUGAUGAUGAAGAGCAAGAAAUCACGGCUGGCAUGUCGCCUGUUUUGCUUGAUGUCCAGUUACGACCUGUGACUUUCUUCCAAGGGUACACAGAUCUAAUGGCCAAGUUCCUACUGAGUAGCGGUGAGCCCACCACUAUAGUCAAAGAAAAUAUACUAUUGAUGGAUCAUCAACAGGCAAUCCCACUUCAGUCCGGUUUGCAAACUGUAAUUACUGUUCAGGGAGAACUUGGACUAGACAUUUCAGCCAACAUCAAUGUAAAUCUGUGGGAGCAGGAGUUUCAAGUAAGCACUAAAACAAGGGCUGCAGUGCUCAUGGAUUUCCAAGCAGAAGUGGAUGCCCCGUUCUUUCAAGCCACUGUCCAAAGCCAGUCAGAAGUAGAAACAGGCAUAAAUUAUAACAGUUUCUUGCAUCUUCCUCGGAAUUUCUUAUGUGUAAAGAUGGCAGAGGAACAUGGCUCUUGCAGAGAAAUCUUCUCGGUGUUUGAAUCCUCGGCAAACCAAACCACAACUGUCCACAAAGGAAGGAAGGACACCAUCCCUGGGCGGACACUACCCUUCCACAGAGCCAAUUCUGAGAUGUGCAAAAUCCUGCUUCCAAGCAUGGAAUAAUGGACAUGGCAUCCAUUAGCAACGACAGAAGUAUGGAGACAGUGUCCAUAAGGCAUUGGCUCAGACUUGUGAUUCCUCUUUUCUGUUCCACACGUAAGUGAAGAUAGUCUUGAAGACAGUCCAAGGUCCAGCUUUCCUAAAGAGUGCCAUCUUUUUUUAAAAAAAUCUGGUAAUGCUAAA
Molecule: messenger RNA, 2891 nt
Organism: Heteronotia binoei (common prickly gecko)
Lineage: Eukaryota; Metazoa; Chordata; Lepidosauria; Squamata; Gekkonidae
Product: microsomal triglyceride transfer protein large subunit-like
Exons: 18
Coding region: 66-2711 (881 amino acids)
Biological process (GO): lipid transport; lipoprotein metabolic process
Cellular component (GO): Golgi apparatus; endoplasmic reticulum; basolateral plasma membrane
Molecular function (GO): lipid binding
Source: RefSeq, a predicted model, not a curated record